Messenger RNA from Hepatospora eriocheir, 198 nucleotides. The record is from the annotation of a GenBank genome assembly. NCBI's taxonomy places the organism in Eukaryota, Fungi, Microsporidia, Hepatosporidae.
AUGAUAUCUAAAUUUAAUAAAAACAAUAGUGUAUUACGUAAAAAGAGAAGCGUGAGACCUAAAUUACUAGAUAAAAGUGAUAUAAAAAUUUUUAAAGACAAUAUUAAUACUAAUCCUAAAAUAGGAUCUACAAAAUUAUCUAAAGAAAUUAUAGAUGAAAAGAAUAUCAAGGUUUCUCUUUGUAUUAUUCGACGUUAA